AUGGCCCUCAUCUCCGCCGUCCUCGUCGUCGAAACCUCCACCUCCACCUACACCGCCGCGGCAGCCACCUCUUCCUCUUCCUCUUCCACUGCCUCUUCCUCCGCUUCCUCCCCCACCAGCUCCACACCCUCCGCAUCAGCGCAAUACACCUCCGACAGCACCUUCGAAUCCUCCAUCCUCAACAGCACCAACACCUACCGCGCCAACUACAACGCCACCGCCCUGGCCUGGAACGCCUCCCUCGCCACCUACGCCACCGCCUGGGCCUCGAAAUGCCACUUCAACCACUCGCACGGCGCCGCGGGCGAGAAUCUCGCCGAGGGCUACGCGAACGUGACGGACGCGGUCGACGCGUGGGGCCGGGAGGGCAGUCGGUAUGAUUUCAGGAACGGAGGCGGGUUCAGCGAGUCGACGGGGCAUUUUUCGCAGCUGGUCUGGAAGGGGACGACGGGUGUGGGGUGCGGGCGGGUGGAUUGUGAUGGGCAGGGGGGCGUGCCGGGGUGGUUGGUCGUGUGUGAGUAUUGGCCGGCUGGGAAUGUGGUUGGGGAGUUUGGGCAGGAGGUUGGGAGGGAGGUGGGGAGGUUGGAGGCGGAGGCGGAGGGGAAGGGGGAGGCGGGCGAGUAUCUGGCUUAUUUGGCGGCGAAGAUGAAUGGAGGGGGGAGGAAGGGGGAUCCGCGGGUGGGGUUGUUGAUUGUGGGGGUCGGGAUGUUGACGGCUUUGUGGUUGUGA
This is a messenger RNA of Letharia columbiana, 729 nucleotides long. RefSeq lists its product as uncharacterized. NCBI's taxonomy places the organism in Eukaryota, Fungi, Ascomycota, Lecanoromycetes, Lecanorales, Parmeliaceae. The transcript is spliced from 2 exons. Gene Ontology annotation, cellular component: extracellular region. The coding region runs from base 1 to 729 and encodes 242 amino acids. The record is from RefSeq and is a predicted model, not a curated record.